AAGAGAGGCAGAGAAGGCUGCAGGAGUACCUGGCAGCCAAGGGCAAACUGAAAUGCCACAGCACCAAGCCUUAUCUAAAAGCCAAGAUUAAUUGCCCAAAUCCUCCACCUUCCAAAUUGGCUUUUAGACCCAAAAAAGAUGUUACCAACCAUGUUGCUUUGCCCAUCAAUGCUACAAGACCCAUCAGCAUUAAACCUCAGCCCAGACCUACCAGCAUCACAGGGUCCCAGAAGCCAAAGUUGGAGCCCCCAAAACUUGUGGGCAAGAGGCUGAUAUCAGGGUGUGUUUCUUCUAACCCAAACUGUAAACCGUUCAGCAAUAGUCAAUACCAGCAGAAAGCUACAUCUUCCACUACUGGAGAACUGUUAAGAAAAACCGUGGGGUCACUUAAUGUAAAGGAAUUGAAAACUAAAAAGCAGCAGAUAACAGAUCAAGGAAAUACUCAAUGUACAGACUCUGUGGACAAUGCCCAUGUUGAAAAUGAAUCCUUGAACAGCUUUCUAAAAGAGAUGAAUAAAGAGAACUUGCCCCAAACCUUUCCAGACUCUGAGAGGAAGCCAGAUUCUGAAGUGUGGGCCCUAAGAAAGCCAAAGACUAACUCUUACAAUCAAAACAAGAGUAGUCUGGCUCCUAAACAAGCCUUGGGCAAAAGUUCAGAGAAUAAAGCUGUUCUGAAAGACAGAGUUAAUAAACAAUUUGUUAGAGAAACACAAAUCAGGAUUCCACCAGUAAAGUCCCAGCAACUCCCUAGAGGAGCAGAUCUUGCAAGACCAGGAGAAAAACCCCCAAAGAUAGAUCCUUUUCACUCUGUUAAUAGAACUCAAACAUCUAAGAAACCAGUGGUCAAGGACAUAAAGGACUUAAAGGUUAAUAGAGGUAAAUAUGAAAGAUCAAAUGAAACUAAGUUACAAUCACGCAUUGUUACUGAACAGAAAGUAAAAGGUACAAAGCCCUGGACACACCCUGGUAUGCUUCAGGGUGGAAAAAACAACAGACAUCUGAGCAUUAAGCAAGAUCAGAAAUCCACUCAGACCUGUUUUAGACCUCAGACAUCAUGUGUACCUCAAAAAUCGAAGGCCAUAAACCAAAGUCCUAAUUUGGCAGUUGGCAACUUUAACUCCAUCAUUCCAAGCACCCCCAGUGUAAGAGCAAAUGGAACUAAUGGGAAUCAAUGCAACAACAGCUGUCAACAAAAGCCAUGGACUUUGGAAGCCAAAGUGAAAAAAGCUCUUCCCCAGAAUCAUUUUCUAAACAAGACAGCUCCCAAAACUCAAGCUGGUAACAUGACCAUAAAUGGAAGACCGGUCCCAAAGGAGACCCAAACUAACCCAAAUACUAAAAAGACCACAGCAGAGGAUCGAAGGAAACAACUGGAAGAAUGGCAGAAAUCUAAAGGGAAAAUCUAUAAACGGCCUCCUAUGGAACUUAAAACAAAAAGAAAAAUAAUAGAGGAGAUGAAUAUUUCAUUCUGGAAGAGUAUGGAAAAAGAAGAGGAAGAAAAGAAAGCACUAUUUGAACUGUCCAAUAAAAUUAACAACACUCUGACAGAAUGUCUGCAGCUCAUCGAAAGGGGUGUACUUUCUAAUGAAAUAUUUACCAUAUUGUCUAGCAUUCCUGAGGCUAAAAAAUUUGCUAAAUUCUGGAUCUGCAAAGCAAAGUUGUCGGCAAGUAAAGGCACCUUUGAUGUUAUUGGGCUGUAUGAAGAGGCCAUUAGAAAUGGGGCAACACCAAUACAAGAGUUACGGGAAGUUGUUCUUAAUAUUUUGCAAGACUCCAACAGAACCACAGAAGGAAUUACCUCUGACUCUUUAGUUGCUGAAAGUAAUAUGACAUCGAUAGAAGAGCUGGCCAAGAAGAUAGAAUCUGGAAAGUCUUGUCUUUCUCCAAAAGCAAGGGAACAGGUUACAGCAACACCCCAAACAACCAGGGCAGAGCGGAGUAACCACCCUGGCAUCAAAUUACAGAUCACCCCCAUCCCUAGAAUAAAUGGAAUGCCAGAAGUGCAAGGCAUGAAGCUUAUCACUCCUAUACGGCGUUCAGCAAGGAUCGAGCGAGCUGUGUCCCACUAUCCGGAAAUGCUGCAGGAACACGAUUUAGUAGUGGCUUCUCUUAACGAGCUAUUAGAAGUAGAAGAUACAGAGUGUUUUAUAUUCCGUAAAAAUGAGGCUUUGCCUGUAACAUUAGGGUUUCAAAUCCUUGACUCAUAAUUUCCUGAUGCUUUUUUAUAUUUAAAGGUGUUUCAGAGCCUCCAUGAGACAAGAAAUGCCCUAGUCCAGGGACCUGGAAGAAACUUUAUAAUGGAGAGGCAUCACGGAUGCCGAUUAUGGGCUCUCAGGACUGAGAAAGCGAUUCUCUGGGUUUACUCUCAAAUUUUAUAUCCCCAAAGGAACGUCUUUGGUUUAUUUGUUUAAGGCUGUAGUUUGCCACAGUUUUACAACAUACAUAAAUUUCAAACUAUUGAAUAUUAAUGUAUCCCACAAGUGUGAUAAAAAUUUAUACUUUGUCAAUCUAAUCCCAGCAUAGUUUUUUAUAUCAGGGUUGAUGCCUUAUUAUGAUAGACUUUCCUUCCAGCACCCACCUUAGCAGAGAGGGAGGUCCUCCCAGCAUGGAAGAGCUGAGCUUAGAAACUAACCUCAGCUAGAUGGGACAGACUAUCUGAUCAAAUCCCCUCAUUUUACAGAUGAGCUUAUACUAGCCAUGCCUUUGUCCAAAGAUUGCAGGUGACUUCUGUGUGAGCUUCGACUUCGGUCAGUGUCCCUGCGGGUGGCACGGAAUUUGUGAUUUUCCUGUGGUAGGUCUCCUCCAAUGAAACACUGCCCUGAAUUGGGAUGGUCACUUAGUUUUUUAUAUCCAAACUUAAUGUCACACUUGUCAUUCAGAAAUGCUUCAACUAAAAACGAAAGGAAGUGGGGGAAAGGGGCAGGGAGGGCACACUUGCUUCUUCACUUCAGUUCUUUGCUCUGCUAGAAGACACCUGGCCUGAGAAGACAACAGAAGCUAGAGACUGAUAAAUGUUGCCUUUCCUUCGUCCUGGGCAAGUGCUUUUGGAAACGUACAAUCAGAAUCAUUAUGUAAACAUAAUGUAUAGAAAAACCUAGUUGAACAUAUGUAAAAUUUUUGCUUUCUUCAUAUUAAACUAUUAUCUAAAGCAAACAUUAAA
Messenger RNA from Manis javanica (Malayan pangolin), 3160 nucleotides. Lineage: Eukaryota; Metazoa; Chordata; Mammalia; Pholidota; Manidae. The record is from RefSeq and is a predicted model, not a curated record.